Triticum dicoccoides is the source of this 963-nucleotide messenger RNA. RefSeq names its product thioredoxin-like 3-2, chloroplastic. The record is from RefSeq and is a predicted model, not a curated record. Gene Ontology annotation, cellular component: chloroplast stroma. The coding region runs from base 12 to 602 and encodes 196 amino acids. Lineage: Eukaryota; Viridiplantae; Streptophyta; Magnoliopsida; Poales; Poaceae. The transcript has 5 exons.
GCCCAAACAGAAUGGCCACCACCUCCGCCUAUUACGCAGUGGCGGCCGGCGGCGGGGACGCGGCGUCGCCGUGCCGGGGCGCCCCUCUCAGGCCACGGCCUCCCCCGCAUCGCCUCGCCUUCCUCUCCCGGGCGCCCGCUCGGCGGGCCUCGAUCUCGCUGCCGCCGGGGCCUCGCCGGGCGGGUCUGACAGCGGCGACCGCGGAGGGGAGGGCGGGGACGGGGAUGGAGGACGAGGAGGAGGGGCCGGCGUGGGUGGAGCUGGAGCCGAUCGGCGGCGAGGAGCAGCUGGACCGGGCCCUCGCCGAGGCCCAGCAGCGCGGCGUCCCCAUCGUCGUGUUCUGGACGGCAAGUUGGUGCAGGAAAUGUAUAUAUCUGAAGCCUAAGCUGGAAAAGUUGGCGGCAGAGUACUAUCCGAGAAUCCGGUUUUACUGCGUCGACGUCAAUGCUGUUCCACAGAAGCUCGUGAAUCGUGCAGGAGUAACGAAGAUGCCUUCCAUACAGAUGUGGAGCGACUCCCGGAAGCAGGCCGAGGUGAUCGGCGGGCACGAGUCGUGGAUGGUGAUCGAGGAUGUCCGGAGGAUGGUCGAGCAGGAGGAAUGAAUGAUCCAACGCGGCGAUGGUUUCCGUGGCACGACCGGCCUUUCACACCGCGGUAAAAUGGAGGAAACAAGAUAAGAGGCGGAGUGGAGAAAACAAGAUCGAGAUUGAGCUAUAUGUGUCCAGUUUUGUAUAAUCAUCGCCGCGCGGACGCCUAGGGUUCUUGCUGGGAUGGGGGCUUCGCUUGCUGGGGUCCUCUCUAGGAUUUAGAGGAUUGGAGGGACAUGCUCUUGAUGUAUCUAUCUAUUUUGAGUUUCUGAGAUCAGAAGGCUUUCCAUUAGUCAUCGUUGUAGCAAUAAAAUAAUAUCCAAUCAAUGACCUUGCAGAGAAUUAGAAUACAUGCUGGGUGCUUUGGUGCCAAUUA